ACAAGAUGGGGCGUUUGGCGAACAUUUUCCAGGGCUAUUGCUGCUUUCAAGUGUCCCUGAUGUCAUGCUCUAGGUUGUACGUGGCGAUGUAGGCUUCAUGCAUGUCUUCAUUCUUUGACCAAGAUCUCACGUUGUACCGCUGUCCUUCGCGCCCCCACCUCAGAGGCCGCCGGGCCGCCCUCGAAGCUGCAUGAAGGAUGAGGCUAUGGCGCAGAUCAUGGGAAGCCGCCAUCCGUCGCCUCGCUGCUUUAUGUUGCCACCGUCCUCUCAAGAAAUUGAUGUUGGUCAACCACGGUCUCAACAUUCAACAUGACAUCCGCGUACCAACGAGUCGAAACACUCGAGGACUCACUUCGGACGUCCCAGGACGAUCAUCCGGCUCCGAUUUCGUCGUCACCAUCUUUACACGACUCGACAGAUUUAGCGCAGGUGACUGAGCGUCAUGAAGACGCGAUCAAACAGCCGAUGAUAUCGGAGCAAUCGGUCGCAGACUCUACAACCGGAUCAAUCGAUCAUGCCAUAUCGGCCGCAGAAACAAAGCCUACGGAGACUAGUCUAGCACAAUGGCCGCGACGCUGGUGGACGCGGUUGCUCCGCACAUGGUGGAUUGAAUCGCUAUGUUGCUUGCUGGUUGUGGGCUCACUUAUUGGUCUGAUCGUCACAUUGAAGAUGCACGAGCGACGAACAAUCCCAGAGUGGCCAUACAAAAUAACCAUCAACUCAAUCAUCUCCCUGUUCAUAUUGGUUCUUAAGACCAGCGCCUUGGUAGUCCUAUGUGAAGGUAUAAGCCAGCUCAAAUGGACGUGGUUCAACCGAACAAGGCCAUUGAGCGAUAUCGCCGCGUACGAUGAUGCCUCACGUGGACCUUGGGGAGCGCUGGUACUCAUGUGGACCUUGCGGCAUCGCCACUUGUCGUCGUCUUUGGCUGCUUUCAUCAUGCUCGCUGCGUUGCUCCUGGACCCGAUGGGACAACAGCUUGUCGAAUAUUAUAGCUGUGAUCAAGUGCUGCUCAACACGACCGCAACAUUCCCACGCACGCAAUUCUUGGGUGGGAUCGAAACUUCGGAUUAUGUCUCGGACGCCACGGCGGCCAUCAAAAGCGGCCUCUAUGCCCAAAAUCCAGUACCUAUCGACUUUGAUUGCCCUACUGGACAAUGCUCGUUCCAACAAAGCUAUGGUACUAUCGGCUGGUGCAGCCAUUGCGAGGAUGUGUCUGAAAAGGUGGUGUUCAAUACCGUGAAGGCGUCAAACAACAAGACUUCGUGGAUAACAGCUACCUUGCCUUCAGGAUCGUUCGGCCAAACAAUGAAUGACACAACCUCUAUACAGCUGGCUGUAGUGACGAAGCGGGAUCCUUCUCAAGCCGGGAUGACCACAGACUUCAUCUCCGUCACUUUUCCAGAGCGGCGUUUGAACAAGACCUCGCACGAUUCCGAUUGUCCUCCAUACAAUCAGACCACUGGCUCGUGGUGUUCGAACGGCUUUGGCGCUGCUACUUGCCAAUCUUACAUAUGUGCGCGUGAGUUCAAUGCCAGUGUGAGCGACGGUCAUCUACAGGAGAUUGAACUUUCGAGAACGACAAUAUGGACCAACAUGAAUUCCUUCUUCACGUACCAGGACUCAUAUCGUAAUGCGAUACGCCUCAGCUGCCUGACUUCCGAACAGCGUGGAAAACUCAAGUCCUACGGCUACGACAUCACACCAGAGAUGACGUGGGUCCCCUACAAUGGUUCCGUGACCGAUCCGACUGACCGGGAUCAGUGGCCCAUGGUGACUCGAGCAGUAGACCGGGACGGAUUGACAUACGUUUACUACGCAAGCAAUCGCACGACCGUGGUCUUCGAUUAUCGAACAGACACGCGACAUUCCUUCAUCAAGGCAACAAAUGAAGACACCAUUGCGAGUAUCGUGCCGCAAGAAUGCAUCUAUGGGUUUGAGCCUGGGAUGGCUGGUGAUGUGCAGCGAACAUCCUUGAUGCCCAGUCUCGAUGGCCAAUAUGGAUGGCAAAGGCAAAACCUGGGAUCAUCAUCCAAUUCAUCGCGUUACUUGGGAAAGCUGGGUCCGGUCUCCGAAGUGAUGGCCAAGUUGUCUCGAAAUAAAAAUAUUGAAUUCGGGGACGUCGAGAAGGUGUAUAUGGACGCGACCAGUGCGCUUGAUCGCUUCGCACGACAGGCUGGCAACGCAAAGUUCAGUGCUCCGGCGAAUGGUACAAUUUACAGCAAAUCAACCUGUCUGAGAUUAAACGAAGGCUGGUUUGCAGUGCCGGCGGCCUUCACAGCGCUCCUCCUGCUGUUCUUCCUCACACUGGUACUGGAGACCGUGCCGACCCAGCGAGCGUCCGCAGACCAGCAGCUGCACAACUUCAAGGCAUCACCACUUGCUCUUUUGUUCCAUGGAUUUGAUGACAACACGUUAUCAGGUCUUGAUCGCCAGAGCGCCUCUGAUGACCGAAAAGAACUUGAGAAGCUUGCGAAGACCAUGCGAGUCCGUCUUGUGCGAUCACAAGAUGGUUGGAAAUUUAGCGAAGAUGAUACCGGUUCUGCUGAUUCGGCAUGAAAAAACGUACUCCCAAGCGAGCUAGGAACGCAUGCGCCGUUUUUGAUGAUUUACGAGUGAUGUAACAUGCUUUUUUUUGGCAACCUUCCGCAAGAACGAAAUAGCCCGCAUAUGACUCAAACGUGACUCGUUCAGCAUCUGAAAUUUGUCGAUGUUCCCUCUAAUCGUGCUCCGGUCACUUCGAGGGCUGACCCGCGUUCACUUCAGCCGGUUGCGAGAAGAGG
This is a messenger RNA of Dissoconium aciculare CBS 342.82, 2780 nucleotides long. RefSeq lists its product as uncharacterized. Bases 310 to 2556 code for a protein of 748 amino acids. The record is from RefSeq and is a predicted model, not a curated record. Lineage: Eukaryota; Fungi; Ascomycota; Dothideomycetes; Mycosphaerellales; Dissoconiaceae. The transcript has a single exon.